Westerdykella ornata is the source of this 610-nucleotide messenger RNA. RefSeq lists its product as uncharacterized. The coding region runs from base 31 to 204 and encodes 57 amino acids. The transcript has a single exon. Lineage: Eukaryota; Fungi; Ascomycota; Dothideomycetes; Pleosporales; Sporormiaceae. The record is from RefSeq and is a predicted model, not a curated record.
UCAGGCCUGCUGUUUCUCUUAUGGCUAUAGAUGUUGAGAUGGAGAACAAAUGUAUUCAACGUACCUGAUCGUUCUCCGGACAACACGGUACAAUACGGAUUCGCUUGUUUGAUUACAAUCAGUGGUUUGGUAGCUGUCUGGUGGACGCGUAUGCGUUAUGACAGAGAGAAUAUGUCCUCGUCAUUGGAGAACCCAAGAUCGUAGGCGGCAUGCGCACAAUGUUCCAAAGUUGCGUAUAGUGUGUGGCUGGAUUCCCCAGCAAAGUGUAAACCACUGCGGAAGCUGUUCACGCGACCAAAGAACAGUCUUGUGAUUCACGGAUCGAGCGUGUGCAGCCUGGAUUCAUAAACCGGACAACGGCUAUAUUAAGAUCUGGAAAGAGGAUUAGCGAAAUCGAUCUUGAGAAAUCGACCUUGAUCAGCCACGGUUUGAACAAACGACGGUGUGCCGCCCUAUAGCUCUGCCAAGAGCUCCCGUCUAGAAGACGAAGCAUUCCCCUACAAAUCACGAUACGCAACUUCUGUAGGCUGUAGAAUAAAACUGCAUUCUCAGGCGCAAACUUCCGACUGCGUCAGCAGCGCAAUGUGAUCGAUCAUAUUCACUGCUGAUG